UAUAAGUUUAAGAAAUUUGAAAACGUGACAUGUCGCAAUGCAACAAAAAAGGAAGAAAAUAACAAGAAAGUAGUAGACACAUACGUGAGCCGUGACGACAUCGUGGAAACUUUUAGUUACCAAUUUCAUACCAUAUACUAUCAUUCAUUCAUUCACAUUCACUUCAUCUUCUUCUUCUUCUUUUCUUUCUGAUUUCAACCAACGUGAAACGAACAACAACACUCUCAUUUCAAAUCCGUUACGUUUCCUAAUCUCUUAUUAAUCAAUUAAUUACAGGUACUGUGAUUUGGACGGCUAUAUCAAGGUUGAUUAUGUCUUCGUGACUGCAAUUUUCUGCGAUAUCAAAGAUUGUGACACAACCGUGACCACCACCACAACCUCUAAACUUUGACAUUAACUUCUAAAUUUUGAAGAAGAAAGAGAAGAUAAAGAAAAUGACAGGAUUUUGGAGUGUGUUUUGUGGGCAAUCCGGUUGUUCAAAGCCUUGCAGUUAUUAUGAUGUUAAGUUUUUCGUUGAUCCGUCCACGUGUAUCAACCAUUUCUUAAUAUCUUGCUUUGAAUUAUUGCUGCUCAUCAUGCUCCUGUUCAUAAUGAUCAAGAAUUCAUUGUCAAAACCAUAUCAGGGUCUUAUACAUGGCCAAAGAUAUUCAAAUCUGCAGCUAGUUUCUGCCAUAACAAACGGUGUUCUUGGAUUAGUGCAUUUAGUCUUUGGUAUUUGGAUUUUAGAAGAGAAGUUGAGAAAAAACCAAACUGCAUUACCUCUUGAUUUGUGGUUGCUAGAAUUACUUCAGGGAUUAACAUGGUUGUUAGUUGGUUUAACAUUAAGUCUUAAGUUGAAAAAACUUCCAAGAUCAUGGUUAAGGGUUUUUUCUAUUCUUAUGUUCUUGGUUUCUGGUAUAAACUGUGCUAUAUCCUUGUUUUAUGCAAUUAGUAAGAUGCAACUGUCACUCAAGGUAGCAUUAGAUGUUCUAUCUUUUCCUGUGGCAAUUGUAUUGCUACUAUGCACAUACAAGGAAUCUAGGUAUAGCGGCACUGACAGAGAAAUCAAUGAAAGCCUUUAUGCCCCUUUAAACGGCGAGUUGAAUAAAAGUGAUUCUGGUAGUCAUGUGACGCUGUUUGCCAAAGCUGGAUUCUUCAGUAGGAUGACAUUUUGGUGGAUGAAUUCAUUAAUGAAGAGAGGUAAAGAGAAAACUCUUCAGGACGAAGAUGUCGCGAAAUUGAGGGAGGAAGAUAGAGCAGAAAGUUGUUAUGCAAUGUUUCUGGAGCAAUUAAACAAGCAGAAGCAGAAGGAUCCAUCCUCACAACCAUCUGUUUUGAAGGCAAUAGUUUUAUGCCAUUGGAGAGAAAUUUUGAUAUCUGGAUUCUUUGCAUUGCUCAAGGUACUUGCACUUUCUUCUGGACCUUUGCUUCUGAAUUCCUUUAUAUUAGUCGCUGAGGGUUAUGAGAGUUUCAAAUAUGAAGGUUUUGUAUUGGCCAUAGCACUUUUCUUUAUAAAAAAUAUAGAAUCUCUAUCACAAAGGCAGUGGUAUUUCCGCUCGAGACUAAUCGGUCUCAAAAUUAGGUCGUUGCUAACUGCAGCCGUUUAUAAAAAGCAACUGAGGUUAUCUAAUUCUGCUAGAUUGAUGCAUUCUAGUGGUGAGAUAAUGAAUUAUGUGACUGUGGAUGCAUAUAGAAUUGGAGAAUUUCCUUACUGGUUUCACCAAACGUGGACAACUAGUGUCCAGCUAUGUAUCUCAUUAGUAAUACUUUUUCGUGCCAUUGGACUGGCUACAAUAGCUUCCUUGACAGUGAUAGUUAUCACAGUACUUUGUAAUACUCCACUUGCAAAGUUACAACACAAGUUUCAAACCAAACUUAUGGUUGCACAAGAUGAGAGAUUGAAGGCUACUUCUGAGGCACUUGUGAAUAUGAAGGUUCUGAAAUUGUAUGCAUGGGAAACCAGCUUUAAAAAUUGUAUAGAAAGAUUAAGGAAUGAGGAGCUUAAAUGGUUGUCUGCAGUGCAAUUGAGAAGGGCAUACAACACGUUUCUCUUUUGGUCGUCACCAGUUUUGGUCUCUGCUGCUUCGUUUGGAGCUUGUUAUUUUCUUAAUGUUCCUUUGCAUGCAAAUAAUGUUUUCACUUUUGUGGCCACUUUACGCCUCGUUCAAGAUCCGAUUAGGACCAUCCCUGAUGUUAUUGGAGUGGCCAUUCAGGCAAAAGUUGCAUUUGCUCGGAUUCUAAAAUUCCUGGAGGCGCCCGAACUGCAGAGUGAAAAUGUUGGGAAGAGGUGCUCAGAAGGCAAUAUGAGAGGCUCAAUUUCAAUCAAAUCUGCUGACUUUUCAUGGGAAGAGAAUAAUGUAUCAAAGUCAACAUUGAGAAAUGUUAAUUUGGAAGUUAGACCUGGACAAAAGGUCGCAAUUUGUGGAGAGGUUGGCUCAGGCAAAUCAACUCUCUUAGCAGCAAUUCUCAGAGAAGUUCCUAACACUCAAGGGAAAAUUGAUGUUUAUGGGAAGUUUGCCUAUGUUUCUCAAACAGCAUGGAUACAAACAGGUUCAGUAAGGGAUAAUAUAUUGUUUGGAUCACCUAUGGAUGCUCAAAAAUAUCAGGAAACGCUUCACAGGUCUUCACUAGUUAAAGAUCUUGAGCUGCUUCCCCAUGGAGAUCUCACUGAAAUAGGAGAAAGAGGGGUUAACUUGAGUGGAGGUCAGAAGCAGCGAAUUCAACUUGCCCGUGCUCUUUAUCAGAAUGCUGAUAUAUAUCUCUUGGAUGAUCCUUUCAGUGCCGUUGAUGCACAUACUGCCACAAAUUUGUUCAAUGAAUACAUUAUGGAAGGACUUGCUGAGAAGACAGUCUUGCUUGUGACUCAUCAAGUUGACUUCCUUCCAGCAUUUGAUUUUGUUUUGUUGAUGUCAGAUGGGGAAAUCCUACAAGCUGCUCCUUAUCAACAUUUGUUGACAUCAAGCAAAGAUUUUCAGGAUCUUGUGAAUGCUCACAAAGAGACCGCUGGUUCUGACCGGCUUAUGGACGUUACUUCUUCUGAAAGAAAUUCAAAUUCUGUGAAAGAGAUUAGAAAAACAUAUGUUGAGAAGGAAAACCAAUUUGAAGCACCAAAAGGCGAUCAAUUGAUUAAGCAAGAAGAGAGAGAGAUAGGAGACCAAGGGUCUAAGCCUUACUUACAGUAUCUAAGUCAGAACAAAGGAUACAUAUACUUCUCGGUGGCUGUUCUUUCACAGCUUAUAUUUGUGAUUGGUCAAAUAUUGCAAAACUCAUGGAUGGCUGCUAAUGUUGACAAUCCCAAAGUCAGCACUUUGAAAUUGAUUCUAGUUUACUUGUCGAUUGGAGUUACUUCAACAAUUUUCUUAUUGACGCGAAGUCUUUUUACAGUUGCUUUGGGUCUUCAAUCUUCAAAAUCCUUGUUUUUACAGCUACUAAACUCUCUAUUUCGUGCACCUAUGUCGUUUUAUGAUUCCACGCCUUUAGGACGGAUACUUAGUAGGGUCUCUUCUGAUCUCAGCAUUGUUGAUCUCGAUGUUCCAUUUGGCCUUCUUUUCGCUGUCGCGGCUACUUCGAGUUGUUAUGCUAGUCUAGCUGUUUUAGCGGUAGUUACUUGGCAAGUUUUGUUUGUCUCCAUACCGAUGAUUUAUUUCGCACUGCGCUUGCAGAGAUACUACUUUGCCACAGCAAAAGAACUGAUGCGGAUGAAUGGCACAACAAAAUCCUUUGUGGCUAACCAUCUAGCUGAAUCUGUUGCCGGAGCUGUGACAAUAAGGGCCUUUGAAGAGGAAGAUCGUUUUUUUGUAAAGAACUUUGAUCUAAUUGAUAUCAAUGCUUCUCCUUUCUUUCAUAGUUUUGCUGCAAACGAGUGGUUGAUUCAACGGUUAGAAACAGUUAGUGCAGUUGUUCUUGCAUCUGCUGCACUUUCCAUGGUUGUACUUCCACCCAGAACAUUCUCCUCUGGAUUUAUUGGCAUGGCUCUCUCUUAUGGCCUUUCACUUAACGCUUCUUUAGUAUUUUCAAUUCAAAAUCAAUGCAAUAUAGCUAAUUACAUAAUAUCAGUUGAGAGACUAAAUCAAUAUACGCAUGUGCCAAGUGAGGCCCCAGAAGUAAUAGAAGGAAAUCGUCCUCCACCAAAUUGGCCAGUUGUUGGUAGAGUAGAAAUAAAGGAACUUCAGAUACGGUACAGGCCUGAUGCGCCACUUGUACUCCGUGGAAUCACAUGUACAUUUGAAGGAGGACACAAAAUUGGUAUAGUUGGUCGCACCGGAAGUGGCAAGACCACUCUUAUUGGCGCUUUAUUUCGUUUAGUGGAGCCAACAGGUGGAAAAAUCAUUGUUGAUGGCAUUGACAUUGGUUCCAUUGGACUUCAUGAUUUGAGGUCACGUUUUGGUAUUAUUCCUCAGGACCCUACUCUUUUUAAUGGAACAGUCAGAUACAAUUUGGAUCCUUUAUCUCAACACUCGGAUCAAGAGAUAUGGGAGGUUCUUGGGAAGUGUCAGUUGCAAGAGGCUGUCCAAGAGAAAGAAGGCGGUUUAGACUCAUCAGUUGUUGAAGAUGGCGCGAAUUGGAGCAUGGGACAACGGCAGUUAUUCUGUUUGGGUCGUGCUUUGCUGAGAAGAAGCCGGGUAUUGGUGCUCGAUGAAGCAACCGCGUCAAUUGAUAAUGCAACUGACUUGAUUCUUCAGAAAACCAUUAGGACUGAAUUUGCUGAUUGUACGGUCAUCACGGUAGCUCACAGGAUACCAACUGUGAUGGAUUGUACCAAGGUUCUUUCCAUCAGUGAUGGAAAACUGGUAGAGUAUGACGAGCCAAUGAAGUUGAUGAAGAGAGAAGGAUCUUUGUUUGGGAAGCUUGUCAAAGAAUAUUGGUCUCAUUUUCAAUCUGCAGAGGCUCAUUAAAGAUGAAAAUGUUUAUUGUUUAUAUAGAAUUGUCUAAAAGCGAACGAAGUGUAAAUAUAUGUAGGAUGUAACAUGUAUUAUUACAUAUUUGGACAAACACUGAGACCUAAGAAGUAAGAAAGGAAUUGGAGGAACCUAGAAGAAAAUGGUGCAGAGGAAUUCUGUUGUAAAAUUUAUAGGAUGAGGUAUGAGCAAGUUUCACACUGGAAACCUGCAUUUUUUACCAUUGCCGAUGAAUGUUAACUAUUGUACAACAUUUCAGAUCGACGCUUUACAAUUUAUAAUGUGGAUAUUGUUGUCUUUGACACCAAAACUUGAUCGAACUA
Trifolium pratense (red clover) is the source of this 5200-nucleotide messenger RNA. Its product is annotated as ABC transporter C family member 10-like. NCBI's taxonomy places the organism in Eukaryota, Viridiplantae, Streptophyta, Magnoliopsida, Fabales, Fabaceae. The record is from RefSeq and is a predicted model, not a curated record. Gene Ontology annotation, biological process: transmembrane transport. Gene Ontology annotation, molecular function: ATP hydrolysis activity; ATP binding; ABC-type transporter activity. Gene Ontology annotation, cellular component: vacuolar membrane; plant-type vacuole. The coding region runs from base 435 to 4874 and encodes 1479 amino acids. The transcript is spliced from 13 exons.